GUUUUCAACUUACACGGAAACACCCCUAUAUAAUCAACACUCUCAAGUCUCAUCUUUCACGCACAAGCAAAUCUAGAAAAACCCACUUCAGAAAAUCAGCCAAAAUGAGUGCUUCAACAAAGGCUUGGUUUGUGGCGGCCAGUAUUGGAGCGGUGGAGGCGCUGAAGGAUCAAGUUGGAAUUUGCCGGUGGAAUUAUGGCAUAAGGUCGCUUCAGCAACAUGCCAAGAACAAUCUGAGGUCGUAUAGUCAGGCUAAAACAAACCCUUCUGCUUCUUCUUCUUCUUUUUCUUCUUCCAAGAGGAAUAUUUAUGAAGAGAUGGGAAAUGGGAAGGUGAAGAAAUGGGAAGCUUCGGUAAAUAAAGUUAUGGAAUUGAACUGUUGGAGUGCCAGCACUGUUAAAUUUUGAUGUAAUUAACGUUCAUAUUAUCAAAGUAGUCUGGGAAUUUAUGCUUGAUUAUGUUAUUUUUUGGGUUCUUUAUUUGGGUCUUAAAUUACUGUAAUCGGAUCGGAGCUUGCAAGAAAUUCUCAAAUUUUUGAGAAGGAAAAAGAUUUUGUGGAGCAAUUGCCUGUGAAUUCUAUCAAAGAUGGAAGUGCAUUUGGGAUAUUUCCGCCUAUAUUUUCUUACCUUUUUUCUAUUAUACCAAUUUAGCCAAUGACUUAAUUUAAUACCACUUUAGGCCAAUACCUUAAUUUAAUACACUUAAGAACCCUAGCCUCACUUUGUACUGUAUUCAUCCACAAUUGCAAUAAAAAAAAUCCCUUAAAAUCGAA
This is a messenger RNA of Mangifera indica (mango), 772 nucleotides long. RefSeq lists its product as uncharacterized. Bases 105 to 407 code for a protein of 100 amino acids. NCBI's taxonomy places the organism in Eukaryota, Viridiplantae, Streptophyta, Magnoliopsida, Sapindales, Anacardiaceae. The record is from RefSeq and is a predicted model, not a curated record. The transcript has a single exon.